AUGGAUGAAUUCUUCGAACAGGUGGAGGAGAUCCGUGGCUGCAUUGAGAAGCUCUCAGAGGAUGUGGAGUUGGUGAAGAAGCAGCACAGUGCCAUCUUGGCUGCCCCCAACCCUGAUGAGAAGACCAAGCAGGAACUGGAGGACCUCACAGCUGACAUAAAGAAGACUGCCAACAAGGUGCGCUCCAAGUUGAAAGCGAUUGAGCAGAGUAUUGAGCAGGAAGAAGUGCAGAACCGGUCCUCAGCUGACCUGCGGAUCCGGAAAACACAGCACUCAACCCUCUCCCGCAAGUUUGUGGAAGUGAUGACGGAAUACAACACAACCCAGUCCAAAUAUCGAGAUCGUUGCAAGGACCGAAUCCAGAGACAACUGGAGAUAACUGGCAGGACAACAACCAAUGAGGAACUAGAAGACAUGCUGGAAAGUGGCAAGUUGGCAAUCUUCACCGAUGAUAUCAAAAUGGACUCACAGAUGACGAAGCAGGCCCUGAAUGAGAUUGAAACCCGGCACAAUGAGAUUAUCAAACUGGAAACCAGCAUCCGGGAGCUGCAUGACAUGUUUGUGGACAUGGCGAUGUUGGUGGAGAGCCAGACUACGUGGAAAGAGCCGUCUCUGACACCAAGAAAGCUGUAA
Molecule: messenger RNA, 633 nt
Organism: Gekko japonicus
Lineage: Eukaryota; Metazoa; Chordata; Lepidosauria; Squamata; Gekkonidae
Gene: STX1B
Product: syntaxin 1B
Exons: 8
Coding region: 1-633 (210 amino acids)
Biological process (GO): exocytic insertion of neurotransmitter receptor to postsynaptic membrane; intracellular protein transport; vesicle fusion
Cellular component (GO): endomembrane system; SNARE complex; plasma membrane
Molecular function (GO): SNARE binding; SNAP receptor activity
Source: RefSeq, a predicted model, not a curated record